This is a messenger RNA of Larimichthys crocea (large yellow croaker), 3064 nucleotides long. Its product is annotated as pannexin-1-like. Gene Ontology annotation, molecular function: wide pore channel activity. Gene Ontology annotation, cellular component: plasma membrane. Bases 232 to 1647 code for a protein of 471 amino acids. The record is from RefSeq and is a predicted model, not a curated record. NCBI's taxonomy places the organism in Eukaryota, Metazoa, Chordata, Actinopteri, Sciaenidae. The transcript is spliced from 7 exons. Gene Ontology annotation, biological process: cell-cell signaling; positive regulation of interleukin-1 production; monoatomic cation transport.
UUUAAAGAAGGGCGGAAGGAGUUCGGAGUCUUACAGGAAGAAGACUCGAAAGUUUGUGGUUAUUGUUUGAUCUGAUGAACGUGUGUCUGCCACCUCAUCUGUGUCCGCGCUGGAAAACACCUGAGCACACCUGAGCACUGACCUUUCUGCAGGAGAGCGGCUUCAAUGCGGCCAUGGCGCUGAAAUAAACAGGACUUUUUCUUUAUGUGCUGGAGAUAACAGAGGGCUGAGAUGGCUAUCGCCCAUGUGGCUACAGAGUACGUGUUCAGCGACUUUCUGCUGAAGGAGCCGAACCAGGCUCGGUACCGCAGCGUCCGAACGGAGCUGGCUGUGGACAAGAUGGUGACCUGUGUGGCCGUCGGCCUGCCCCUCCUCCUCAUCUCUCUGGCCUUCGCUCAAGAAGUCUCAGUUGGUACUCAGAUCAGCUGUUUUGCUCCCUCUAACUUCUCCUGGAGGCAGGCAGCCUAUGUGGACUCGUACUGCUGGGCAGCCGUGCAUACACACACUCUACCUCUGUGGCUGCACAAGUUCUUUCCCUACAUCCUGUUGCUGGUGGCGGUGUUGAUGUACACCCCGGCGUUGUUCUGGAGAUUUUCUGCGGCGCCCCUCCUGCAGUCGGACCUCAGCUUCAUCAUGGAGGAGUUGGACCGGUGCUACAACCGCGCUGUCACUCUGGCCAAGCGCAUGGCCACGUCAGGACUGUUCUCAUCGGAAAGGUACAGCAGGACACACUUUAGUUUGGUGCAACAACAUUUAAGUGCUGAUUUGAAAUGUUCUUCUUCUGUGUUUCCUCUCAGCUCUUUGAACACCGACCCCACCGAGGGCUGCUUCAAUUACCCGCUGGUGGAAAAGUUUCUGAUGACCAAGCGUUGCUCGCGGACAUUGCUGUUUUACUACCUGCUGUGUCGCUGCCUGACUCUCGUCACCCUGCUGUGUGCCUGCGUCUACCUGGGCUACUAUCUCCGCCUGGCUUCUAUCACGGACGAGUUUGGCUGCUCGCUGCGUGUCGGACUGCUCGUCACCGACCCGAGCGUCCCCGACCAGGUGCAGUGUAAGCUCAUCGCUGUAGGAGUCUUCUCUCUGCUGAGUCUGGUAAACUUGAUCCUGUUCAUUGCACUGAUUCCUGUGGUGAUCUAUGCCAGCCUCCGUCCCCUCUUCUGCCACGGGUACGCCCACUUUCUGGAAACCUACCAAUCACUGCCCACAGUGGGUGUCCUGCCCAGACCUGAUGGCCAAUGGGACGAUCUCUCUCUGUAUGUCCUCUUCCUGGACGAGAACAUCAGUGAACUGAAGUCCUACAAAUACAUCAAGGUGUUGGAGUUGUUGAGGAAACGAGGCGAAUGCUCCGGGGAAAACUUUGAUGCCAUGGGUCUGCUGCAGACUCUCUGUCUGGUGAAGAUGGACACUGUGGACGGGAUUAAACCUACCGGGGCUGCAGCGAAACCGGAUCAAGGAAAAACAAACGCAGCCGAGUCUGCCAGCAGCUCCACGGUGACCAAGAACAGCUGCAAGCAUCCGAACUCAGCCGCUGAUGACAGCAAGAUGGAAACUGAGAUGAAAGAGCUUGAUCCCUUGCUGUCGGGAAACUGUGAUGUAACAGGAAGCAGACAGAGUGAAGGAGGAACUCUCCGGCAGAGAGCGAUGUGAUUGGCUGCUGAAUUGGCGAUGGAGACCUGGACAGAGGUGUUACUGUGAGGAAAUAAGUUCACCACUGUCCCAUGAUGCAGCCACAGCUCAUGAUAAAAGCUGUAGCACAGUCACUGUUCAUCAAAGUUUCAUCUCAUCUUCAAGACUUUCUUCAAUGUGAGAUUCAAAAAUCAGAUUUUUAGUAUUUUUUUUUUUUCUUUUCUUGGAACUGGAAUUAAACUGAAAUGAAGCGUUGGUUCAUCUAAGACGAGACGUAGAGUAAAACUCAUGUUGGUUCCAGCUCUCAGGAAUCAUUACGUCAUUAUUACAUCACUACAGGACUGAAAGGCAGAAAGUUACACCUGUUCUGCCCUACGAGUUAUGGGAUAUGAUGACAUCAGACUGACAGUGUCAGGAUGUGGUACAUGUGUACAUGUUUAUACAGUUAUCAGAGGUGUGUGUGAUUGUCUAUUUAAAGUGCAGUACAGUGAGUAUGCAGUAAAUACUGUUACAGUACAAGAGGUCGCCUACUGCCUGAACCAGCAGGAGAUUUACGGUGUGACCUCGAAAGUUAACUGAUCUUUAUUUGUUCACCUCUCGUUUAGAAAGUGUCUUUAUACUGACACCACGUGACAAUUUCAGCUUUAAAUUCAAACUUUGCAGUUGACAAAAGGAGAGGCGAUGUGUUUGUUUGCACUGUCAUUGUGGGAGAAUGUAAUUUUCAUGAGAUUGUCUAUCACAUUUCAAGACGUUGUCAUGUCUGUAAAGGUGAAUACCACUCAGUGAGGAGUUUAUUCUUGCUGUUAAACUCUUUGAUUUAUUUUAGAAGCGUGUUCUCAGUUUUUUCACAUGAAUUCCUGAUUAGAUUGGUCAUUCAUGUGGACUGGAUAGUUCUCAUAUGUAGGUCUGGUCAUUUACAUGUCAAGCUACAGCUGCCAUCGAUCUGUUUCUCAACAAAAACGGUACAAGGUGUUCAUUGUUUAAUAAAUUCAGAAUUUCUCCAGAAUUUCCAGGGAACCGACAAAUCAGAGGUGAUAACUCAAAAAAGUGUUCCAGAUGUUUGGAUGAAUUAAACUCUGAGCUGUUUGUGAAUCUCAGGGAUGAAAACAUCUCACUACAUCACGUGACAGCGUGUCAGUGUUUACGUGUGGCCUCUUCCACUGCCUGUAUAUAUGUACUGCACUAAGUGGAACAUUGUAACGUGUUGUCAUGAUGUUACCGUGGCAACAUCAUGUUUUAUGAACUCUUCUUUGUUCAUAUGGUGGCUAAAUGUUAUUGAGUCACUUUAUUGAUGUAAAGUCUGAAAGAAGCUGAAGCUUGUUGUGAUGUGGGGAAACUUUUUCAACUUGUGAACUGACAUUUUAAUGUUUUAGAUCUGAUGAUGAUUAUUACACUUUGUCUAAAAAUAAAUGGAACAGACUUUAAUGUUGAGUUGGAU